Theobroma cacao (cacao) is the source of this 1376-nucleotide messenger RNA. Its product is annotated as GDSL esterase/lipase 5-like. NCBI's taxonomy places the organism in Eukaryota, Viridiplantae, Streptophyta, Magnoliopsida, Malvales, Malvaceae. Gene Ontology annotation, molecular function: lipase activity. The record is from RefSeq and is a predicted model, not a curated record.
AUGGCAAAGCUAAUCUCCUACAUAAAUUUCUUCAAAGUCUCUGUAAUUCUAUUAUUGUCGACUACCUCCAGGUGUUUUGGUACCCCGCUAGAGAAGGGUAGUGCGCUGUUCAUUUUUGGAGACUCUACCGUCGAUCCUGGCAACAACAAUUACAUCAACACCAUCCCUGAAAACAGAGCACAUUACAAGCCGUAUGGGCAGAAUGGCUUCUUUGCAGAACCAACAGGGCGAUUCUCAGAUGGUCGUGUGAUAGUGGAUUAUGUUGCCGAGUAUGCAAAGUUGCCUCUGAUUCCUCCAUUUCUACAACCUUCUGCUGAUUUUACCAGUGGUGCUAACUUUGCCUCAGGUGGGGGUGGGGUUCUUCCUGAGACCAAUCAGGGCUUGGUGAUUGAUCUUCCUACACAACUAAAGAAUUUUGAGGAGGUGCAAAAAUCAUUAGUAGAAAAGUUAGGAGAAGCACAGACGAAAGAGCUUAUAUCAGAAGCAGUUUAUUUCAUCAGUAUUGGAAGCAAUGAUUAUAUGGGUGGUUAUCUAGGUAAUCCAAAAAUGCAAGAAUUUUAUCCUCCUGAAGCGUAUGUUGGAAUGGUCAUCGGGAACUUGACCCAAACACUUCAAGUGCUGUACGAGAAAGGAGCAAGAAAAUUUGGCUUUCUAAGCUUGUCUCCACUAGGCUGCUUACCAGCCCUUAGAGCAUUGAACUUCAAAGACAACGAAGGCAAAUGUCUUGAAGCAGCUAGCGCCCUUGCACGAGCACAUAACGAUGCUUUAAACGCUGUCCUCACGAACCUUGAACAUAUAUUACCAGGCCUCAAAUACUGCAAUUCUAAUUUCUAUGAAUGGCUAGACGACAGAAUGAAUAAUCCCUCAAAGUAUGGUUUCAAGGAUGGAGUAAAUGCUUGCUGUGGAACCGGACCAUACGGGGGUGUUUUCACCUGCGGAGGCACAAAGAAUGUCAAAGACUACCAGUUGUGCGACAAUGCAGAUGAUCAUGUCUGGUGGGACUCUUUCCAUCCCACUGAGAGAAUCCACGAGCAAUUCGCAAAGGCGCUAUGGAGCGGACAUCCUUCCUCUGUUGGGCCAUACAACCUCGAAGAUCUCUUCUUCAACAAGGAAAAGCUUACAAUUGCUGAUAUAGUUGAUUCCCCAGAAACAGACCCGUUUCAGUAAUUUCCCGGGCAUGGCCCUGCACGAUGGUUUCCUAACUUUCCUCAGGAUGCAAGGUCAAUGGUUUUCCAAUGAGUCUGGUUUGCAAUUUGGACCCGAUUGUUUUGGCAGGCAAAAGCUUGGGUCGUGGCUAAGCAGGAAGCCCACAUCAUGAAUAAAGAAAGAUUAGUCAUCUAAGCAAUGCCCUUGCAAUCAUGAUGCGUCCUCCUGAA